Messenger RNA from Chelmon rostratus (copperband butterflyfish), 1058 nucleotides. RefSeq names its product H6 family homeobox 2 (gene hmx2). The record is from RefSeq and is a predicted model, not a curated record. The transcript is spliced from 2 exons. Bases 133 to 960 code for a protein of 275 amino acids. Gene Ontology annotation, molecular function: RNA polymerase II transcription regulatory region sequence-specific DNA binding; DNA-binding transcription factor activity, RNA polymerase II-specific. NCBI's taxonomy places the organism in Eukaryota, Metazoa, Chordata, Actinopteri, Chaetodontiformes, Chaetodontidae. Gene Ontology annotation, cellular component: nucleus. Gene Ontology annotation, biological process: regulation of transcription by RNA polymerase II.
GCAAGGGGGGGACAAAAAGGGAGACAGAAGCCGCUUUCGUAAUUUUUACGCACCAAUCGUGUAGAAACCAAUAACGGAAUACAAGGGGACAGACAGAUUCAGUCAAUACUUCAAUACUGUUAUGAAGCGAGAAUGAGUAGCGCAGAAGACAGCGGGAGCAAGUGCUCGUCGGGCCCGAUUUCCAGCUUCACCAUCCAGUCUAUUUUGGGCACGCCGUCCGAUGCGCCGCGCUCCGGGACCAAAGAGCUCUCCAAGGGGCCGCCGCCACCGCCGCCGCGGAGGCGCUCACUGUCGGUGUCCUCCGAGGAGGAGUGCAGCGGCGGGGAGGACUCGGCAGACUGCUUCUGCUCCGACACGGGUCACAGCGAGCCAUGCUCCCAGCACCAAGCCCAUAACUUCUCGUGUUUAGGUCCCGCUAAAGGACUUCUGUCUGGAAGCGACGCGCUCGGGCGGCGGCCGCACCUGCCGCAGCCGCUGCUGCAGGAUUAUAAGGAGGAGCGGGAGAGACCGUGCCAUCAAAUGUCACCGCUGUCCGAGGAGAGACAGACGGACGGUGCCGCGGACAAGCAGGGCAACUCAGCCAAGAAGAAGACGCGCACGGUUUUCUCCCGGAGUCAGGUGUACCAGCUGGAGUCCACCUUCGACAUGAAGCGGUACCUGAGCAGCUCGGAGCGGGCCUGCUUAGCCUCCAGCCUGCAGCUGACGGAGACUCAGGUCAAGACGUGGUUUCAGAACAGGAGGAACAAAUGGAAACGGCAGCUAUCAGCUGAACUGGAGGCGGCCAACAUGGCCCACGCCUCGGCACAGACACUAGUGGGGAUGCCGCUGGUUUUCAGAGAUAACUCCUUACUGCGCGUCCCGGUUCCCCGGUCUAUCGCCUUUCCGACGCCCCUGUAUUACCCGGGGAGCAACCUGCCAGCGUUACCUUUAUACAACCUGUAUAACAAGAUCGAGUACUGAUUGACUCUGCUGUAUGUUCACCUGCAGUCCACGUAAAAAAAAAAGAAAAAAAAAACGCAGUACAAAACAACAUUCUCAUAAGUGUCUCCACAUAACCG